GCAAGUCCUGCUGUUGAUCUGCCGGUCCUGCCUGCGCUACCAGCAACAGGCGGACAUUAGUGUGGACUCUUUAAGCAGCAGAAAAGCGUCGCUAACUUCAUGAUAAGGACCGGAGCGAUCAGGGCCGAUGUAAAUGGAGCUACUUCGGUUUUCCGCUUUUUGGUGUGGAACGAUACUGUUCGGUAGUAUUCUGCUGCAGGAGGCGGAGGCCACUGGCUUAAGAAUGAAGAAGCUGUGCAAGUUCUGUGACGUGCAGGUGACCAGCUGUGCUGGUAAAGGGAGCUGCAAGGUGGAGUGCAACAUCACCGCUAUCUGUCCCCACGACGACGAGAUAUGUGUCACUAUUUGGAGGAAAAAAGAUGACAACAUCACCUUGGAUACGAUGUGCCACAACCCGGCCCAGCCGCUGUACGGCUUCACCCUGGAGGACUACGACAACAACAAGUGUGACAUGAAGGAGAGAAUGGGCAUGGGCUACCGAGUUCUUCAUCUGCUCCUGCACGGAGGACGAGUGCAACGAACACGUCUUCUUUAAGCCAAGUAAGUCGCUGCAGCUUUUUCCCUUUCUCGGUUGUAUUUCAGCAGAGGUGGGGGAGACUAUAUGUUAUGUAUUCAUCAUCAGCAGCAGUUCUCA
Molecule: messenger RNA, 634 nt
Organism: Cololabis saira (Pacific saury)
Lineage: Eukaryota; Metazoa; Chordata; Actinopteri; Beloniformes; Belonidae
Product: TGF-beta receptor type-2-like
Exons: 3
Coding region: 134-535 (133 amino acids)
Biological process (GO): protein phosphorylation
Cellular component (GO): membrane
Molecular function (GO): metal ion binding; transforming growth factor beta receptor activity, type II; ATP binding
Source: RefSeq, a predicted model, not a curated record